This is a messenger RNA of Mauremys reevesii (Reeves's turtle), 3491 nucleotides long. RefSeq names its product syntrophin gamma 1 (gene SNTG1). The record is from RefSeq and is a predicted model, not a curated record. Gene Ontology annotation, molecular function: structural molecule activity; protein binding. Gene Ontology annotation, cellular component: dystrophin-associated glycoprotein complex; intracellular anatomical structure. The transcript has 19 exons. NCBI's taxonomy places the organism in Eukaryota, Metazoa, Chordata, Testudines, Geoemydidae. The coding region runs from base 1570 to 3123 and encodes 517 amino acids.
CAGGUGGAACGACAACAAAAUCAAAGUACCAGAGUCCAAAUUAGAAAAUAGUCAAGGGUUUCUAGAUUAUGUGAUAUAAUUGACAAGGAACUCGGUGAGAACUAUAACGUUUCCCUUUAAUAUUAAAAAAGGUCUCUCUGUAGCUUUAAAUGAAUCUAUUAAAAAAGCCGUACAUAACUUUUAAUGAAUAUAGAACUUGAUGUAUUAUACUUUCCAUCUGCCAAGGAAUAAAUACAUGACAAGCUAUACAAUGGGGAAAUAUUGCAUUUCUGACGUGUAGUAAGAGUGGGGACGGUAAAACGGCGUAUACAAGCCUAAAUUAGCCAUUUCUAGCAGGCUACAGGUGCCAAAAUUAAAACAUUUGCCGUUACAGAUUUGCUAAGGUCCGGAUUUUUGAUGAAAUAGUAGAAGUAACACCUUUUGCUCUGUUUUAAGGUUACAAGUUCUGAGUGUUUGGUGAAACUCUGGCAAACUCCAGAUGUGGGAUCUACAUUUGUGUAGUAUUUUGGCUUUCGGGCAUAUCCGUGUGGAUUUUUAAGCAUCAACUUCUCCUAAUCACGUGUGAUUUCCUUUCGGGGGCUGUAAGGGAACUGAGAAGCCGCCUUUCCGAGCCGGGUCUGAACGUAGGACCGCGAGCCCUGCACUCACUCCACCAUUCAGGGUGCUGCUCCCCUGGGACACCCCCACAGGCUCCGGACAGAGCCCUGCUUCCUCUCUCCCGAAGCACCCGCCGGACUUUGCAAAAGGCGGUGUAAGUUUCCUGCUACACGCAUUGGGUCCGCCGAAUCGCCAUCUCGCUCUCUCUGAUAGGGGCUGAUUAGCAAAGGAGGACUUGGCCGGGGACCUGAGCAUGGCUGGAUUUUCUCCCGAGCUGCACCAGCGGAGAAUGCACCGCACAUAAAACCCAGCUAAGCCCCGCGCGGCGAAUCCUAGCCGGAGCCGACGAAAGGAGGAAGCGACUGAGGCGAGACAAGCAGGAAGCGAGCUGGUGGGGUGGGCAGCUCUGGGGGCUGGCAGGUGUCUCAGCUCAACGCCAGCAGGGAUGGACAGCGCCUCUGGACUCAGCCGGCGCUGGGACACAGCGCUCCUGCGGCUGCAGGUGCCCGUACACCGGCUUGGCUCUCUCUGCUGCUAAAAGGGCGGCGCUCCCUAAUCUCUCUCUCCCCCUCCUCCCCUCUGAUUUAUUUAUUUUAUUGUUUUGGGUGGACGGAAAGUAACCCCCCUCCAUGCAACUGCAAACAGGGACGGUGGCGUCAUUCCGCUCCGGAAUUUGAGAUCUCACCAGCGACUUCAAUACGAUUUAAUUUCUUUUUUCUUACACAAAUAAGAGUGUAACUUUCCGGAGGUUUUGAUUUAAAUCAUGGGCACGGAGAUCGGGGGCCAGGUGAGAGAUUUUCUGUAUUACGCCAAAUAACCGCGGAGAUGGUCCCGAGUGGGUUGGAAAUACUUUGGACAGAGCUCUGAGAGGAGAUCCGAAGUGUACAAGCUCUGCAACGUUUCUGCAACUGAGAGCAGAUCGCCUAACGCUGGCAUAUUGGCAAACAAAUAUCACUUGCUGUGCCAUAGCACAUGGAUUUCAGGACCUCCUGUGAAGAGACAAAGACAGGGAUUUGUUUGCUGCAGGAUGGUAAUCAGGAGCCUUUCAAAGUGCGACUGCACUUAGCCAAAGAUAUUUUGAUGAUCCAGGAGCAGGAUGUGAUCUGUGUGUCUGGUGAGCCUUUCUAUUCUGGUGAAAGAACGGUAACAAUUAGAAGACAAACUGUAGGAGGAUUUGGAUUAAGUAUAAAGGGUGGAGCAGAGCAUAAUAUCCCAGUGGUCAUUUCCAAAAUUUCCAAAGAACAAAGAGCUGAACUCUCAGGUUUGCUCUUUAUAGGAGACGCAAUUUUACAGAUUAAUGGAAUUAAUGUAAGAAAAUGCAGGCAUGAAGAAGUGGUUCAAGUUCUUCGGAAUGCAGGAGAAGAAGUGACCCUAACAGUGUCCUUUCUGAAAAGAGCACCUGCUUUUCUCAAAUUGCCUCUGAAUGAAGAUUGUGCGUGUGUCCCUAGUGACCAAAGCAGUGGCACAUCAUCUCCCCUCUGUGACAGUGGUUUGCAUCUCAACUACCAUCCCAACAAUACGGAUACGCUAUCAUGUUCCUCAUGGCCAACAUCACCAGGGCUUAGGUGGGAGAAGAGAUGGUGUGAUCUCCGAUUAAUCCCGCUCCUUCAUUCCCGUUUUUCCCAGUACCUCCCAGGAUCAGAUUUGUGCAGGCAAAAUGCAUUCCAGGUAAUUGCUGUGGAUGGAGUUUGCAGUGGAAUAAUUCAGUCUCUCUCUGCUGAAGACUGUAUGGACUGGCUACAAGCAAUAGCAACUAACAUUUCCAACCUCACAAAGCACAAUAUAAAAAAAAUCAACAGGAAUUUUCCCGUAAACCAGCAGAUAGUCUAUAUGGGCUGGACAGAAGAACGGGAACAAGACUCCCUUCAGGACCGAAUGUACACACCAAAGUUCCUAGCUCUGAGGGGUUCCUCUCUUUACAAAUUUAUAGCACCUCCAGUCACCACGUGGGAUUGGACACGAGCUGAAAAAACGUUUUCAGUUUAUGAGAUCAUGUGCAAAAUUCUCAAGGACAGUGAUCUGUUGGAUCGUCGGAAACACUGCUUCGGUGUCCAAUCUGAAUCUGGAGAGGACCUCUACUUUUCCGUGGAGUUAGAGUGUGACCUAACCCUGUGGGAAAAAGCCUUCCAAACAGCAACUUUUUUAGAAGUUGAACGAAUUCAGUGCAAGACAUAUGCCUGUGUUUUGGAGAGUCAUCUUAUGGGGCUUACCAUUGACUUUGGCAUGGGCUUUGUCUGUUUUGAUGCUGCCACAAAGGCUGUGCUUUGGAGGUACAAGUUUUCCCAGCUUAAAGGAUCUUCAGAUGAUGGCAAGAGUAAAAUCAAAUUUUUGUUCCAAAAUCCAGAUACUAAGCAGAUUGAAGCAAAGGAGUUGGAAUUUUCCAAUCUGUUUGCAGUCCUUCACUGCAUCCACUCAUUCUUCGCUGCCAAAGUGGCUUGUUUGGACCCAUUGUAUGUAGGCAGUCAAGCCGCCACAUCUGCUGUUGCCACAACUUCUGGUACUGGCAAAUCAAAGUAUACUACUUGACAACUUGCAUUUCAGCACUGCCACUUAACAACGGUACAUAACAAUGUAUAAAUAUUCAUCAAAUUUAGACCUUUGGGGAACUGCGAACAUGGAAACCAAUCCAAAAGGCAAGCCAUGCUGCAGUUUCAGCAGAAAAAUGGUCACAUGGGAUCAUACAUUCAUCUCUGUUCUGCAACUCCAGUAAAUAAUCCUAGCUGAAACCCUGGAAUAGGAUGGAUAUGCUUUUAGUAUGAUCUAUUUGUACUUACAUAGUGCUUUAAGCAACACUGGAGGCAAAAGGAAAACAAAUGACACAGUGAAGCACUUAAGUAUUUAAUAAAAUUUUCAGCUGUCUGUAAUAAUACACAAUUAGAAUUGUCAUUUACUUG